This is a messenger RNA of Linepithema humile (Argentine ant), 2318 nucleotides long. RefSeq names its product negative elongation factor B (gene NELF-B). The record is from RefSeq and is a predicted model, not a curated record. NCBI's taxonomy places the organism in Eukaryota, Metazoa, Arthropoda, Insecta, Hymenoptera, Formicidae. Gene Ontology annotation, biological process: negative regulation of transcription elongation by RNA polymerase II. Gene Ontology annotation, cellular component: nucleus; NELF complex.
AUCCAUGUAUUCAACCAUUCAGUAACAUUUGAACUACGCUUUAAUAACGUAAAACAUGAAACGAUGUGCAACAGCGUGAUAGAAAUAUAUUUCUGUAACGUGAUAACAGGACGCAAGUACACAUGCAAUUUUGUGUUGUGUAAUAAAACGAAACCAUGAAUUCAGUCAAGAGCAAUGGUCAAAGUAAUAAUGGAUUGGACGAUCUUGGCGUGCCUGGACAAGUGUUUUUAAGAGAUGCUUUAACGAGUUGCACGGAUCCCUUGAAAGCUAUCGAAGAAUUUCAGCUGGAAAAUGGUAUAUUAUUGCCAUCACUGCGGCCUAUGUUACCUCUGCUUGAUUUACAUAAAGUUGGAAGACUAGAUUUUCAUAUAUCUGUUCUUGAUGAGUUACGGGAAAAAUUGGUCAAACAAAUCAAUGAAAUUGGUGUGGAAAGAACAGAUAAAGGUGCCUCUGGAGAUAAAAGACUGAGAGAAUUAUUAUCCAAAAGUUUCUCCGCUGUGAGAGUCCCUGCCUUGCGACCUGUUGUGAUGUGCAUCUUGAGAAAUACUCCACAUAUUGAUGACAAAUACUUGCGAGUGUUAGUUAGGGAAAAAGAACUGUAUAAUGAUGCUGAUACAGAAGUUAAACGUCAAAUCUGGAAAGAUAAUCAAAGUCUUUUCGGGGAUGAAGUUUCGCCAUUAUUUAGUCGUUAUAUUAUUGAAAAAGAACAGAUCUUAUUUGAUCAUUGUAAUUUAAACAGUCUGUUUUUUACACCAUCUCCUAAGGUGAGGAGACAAGGGGAAGUUGUGCAAAAGUUAGCUCAUAUGAUUGGACACAGUGUAAAAUUGUAUGAUAUGGUAUUGCAAUUUUUGAGGACUUUGUUUCUGCGCACUAAGAAUAUUCACUAUUGCACUCUAAGAGCAGAAUUGCUAAUGGCAUUGCACGAUUUAGAGGUCCAAGAUAUUAUUUCGGUAGAUCCUUGUCACAAGUUUACUUGGUGUCUGGAUGCAUGUAUAAGAGAAAAAAAUGUGGAUAUUAAAAGAUCUCGCGAGUUGCAAGGCUUUUUGGAUAGCAUUAAGAGAGGCCAAGAGCAGGUAUUAGGAGAUCUAAGCAUGACUUUGUGCGAUCCCUAUGCUGUGAACUUUCUUGCUAGCAGUGCGAUCAAAAUAGCGCUUCAUCUGAUAAAUGGUGAGACGUUACCUAGAGAAAAUUCAGUACUCGUAUUGCUGUUGAGGAUGCUCGCGUUAGGAUUGUCCGCUUGGCAAAUGAUCGAUUCGCAAGAUUUUAAGGAGCCAAAAUUGGACAGUCAAGUUGUUACAAAGUUUCUGCCAGCACUUAUGUCACUUAUGGUGGAUGAUCAAAUAAGACAGCUCAAUUGUAGACUUCCGCCUGAUGAGAGAGAAAGUGCAAUUGCAAUUAUAGAGCAUUCCGGACCACCUCCGGAUGCGUGCCAAGCAUACGCUCAGCUUUCUGGAGUAGCAGCAGUUCUGUCUAUGUACUAUGCGUUACAUGUUGGAGGUAGCGGCGGUAGCGGACUUGUGAGAGGCAGAGGAGAUGCUAGAGGUUUGAUGAGAGUAUUAGCAACACUACCGAAUUGUCAAGCGCAACGAGCUUUUGAGGAUCCAUUUUUACACACACUGGUUUCAUUAUUAAUACUAAACAUGGCCGAUGAAUUCUCCAACGAGUCCUUCUGCACUGUAAUCUUUGACGAAUUUUUCUUGGCCGGUUUAUGUAAAGAUAAUGUUACGCGGCAUCUAUUGAAACUACUUUGGUACAUAUAUCCUAAAUUGCCCUCCGCACGGUUACAUUCUUUACUGAAAGCCUUGCAACCAACGAGUCAGCAUAACGAAGCAGUACACACUUUAUAUGAGUCUCUACGCGUUAAAGUCGGCAGCCAUUCUUCCGAAGACCAAUUAGUAGCGACAACUCCAAUGGACGUAGAUCUCGAUUGUUCUCCUACAUUUACCGGAACACCGACAUCAAGCACUUGCCCACUCUAGGGACAUCUAUCUUGAGGAGAUCGAAAGGAAACAGUUGAGCUUCUUUAAUUUAGCACAAGGAAGAGUCUCACUGUAAUGUGAAUUAUCGUCGUUCUGAAUCUUUUGGAUUUUUUAGUCUUUUAUCUUAUGUCCAUAUAUAUAUGGACUUCCAAAUUUUUAAAGUUAGUUAUUUUUAGUGAAAUAUACGAUGUAAGUAAGUAUUGCUAAAGUAAUUAUAAAAUUUGUUGUAAUAAGAUCAGAAUUAUUAUGUAUUAAUACAUACAUAUUACAGUAACUAAUUGUACUUUGGAAUAUUUUAUAUCGGGAAUACGGAUAAUAAAGUUAGAAUUAUGCAAAUAA